Suncus etruscus (white-toothed pygmy shrew) is the source of this 3567-nucleotide messenger RNA. RefSeq names its product calcium voltage-gated channel auxiliary subunit alpha2delta 1 (gene CACNA2D1). The record is from RefSeq and is a predicted model, not a curated record. Gene Ontology annotation, cellular component: L-type voltage-gated calcium channel complex. The transcript is spliced from 39 exons. Gene Ontology annotation, molecular function: voltage-gated calcium channel activity. Lineage: Eukaryota; Metazoa; Chordata; Mammalia; Eulipotyphla; Soricidae. Bases 1 to 3273 code for a protein of 1090 amino acids.
AUGGCCUGCAGGAAAGCCGAUGAAAUCCAGUCUCAGGCAGCUGGAUGCAGUAUGGCCCAAGAUGUCUUCCGCGCCUUUCUGACACCCAGCAGAAACCAAAUCAAGUCAUGGGUAGAUAAGAUGCAAGAGGACCUUGUCACACUAGCAAAAACAGCCAGUGGAGUCAAUCAACUUGUUGAUAUUUAUGAGAAAUACCAAGAUCAGUAUACAGUGGAACCAAAUAAUGCUCGCCAGCUGGUGGAAAUUGCAGCCAGAGAUAUUGAGAAACUUCUAAGCAACAGAUCCAAAGCCCUGGUGCGCCUGGCCCUGGAAGCUGAGAAAGUUCAAGCAGCCCACCAGUGGAGAGAGGAUUUUGCAAGCAAUGAAGUUGUCUACUACAAUGCAAAGGAUGAUCUUGAUUCUGAGAAAAAUGACAGUGAACCAGGAAGCCAGAGGAUAAAACCCGUUUUCUUUGAAGAUGCUAAUUUUGGUCGGCAAAUAUCCUAUCAGCAUGCAGCAGUUCAUAUUCCCACAGAUAUCUAUGAUGGUUCGACAAUCGUGUUAAAUGAACUGAAUUGGACAAGUGCCUUAGAUGAAGUGUUCAAGAAAAAUCAACGCGAGGAUCCCACAUUGUUGUGGCAGGUGUUUGGAAGUGCCACAGGCUUGGCUCGAUAUUAUCCAGCUUCUCCUUGGGUUGAUAACAGUAGAACUCCAAACAAGAUUGAUCUAUAUGAUGUUCGCAGAAGACCAUGGUAUAUUCAAGGAGCUGCAUCUCCUAAAGACAUGCUUAUUCUGGUUGACGUGAGUGGGAGUGUUAGUGGAUUGACCCUUAAGCUGAUUCGUACAUCUGUCUCUGAAAUGUUGGAAACACUCUCAGAUGAUGAUUUUGUGAAUGUAGCAUCUUUUAACAGCAAUGCCCAAGAUGUAAGCUGUUUUCAACAUCUUGUCCAAGCAAAUGUAAGAAAUAAGAAAGUGCUCAAAGAUGCAGUGGAUAAUAUCACAGCAAAGGGAAUCACAGACUAUAAAAAAGGUUUUAGUUUUGCUUUUGAACAGUUGCUCAAUUAUAAUGUUUCUCGAGCCAACUGCAAUAAGAUUAUCAUGUUGUUCACUGAUGGAGGAGAAGAGAGAGCCCAGGAGAUAUUUGCCAAAUAUAACAAAGACAAAAAAGUCCGUGUAUUUACAUUUUCAGUUGGUCAACAUAAUUAUGACAGAGGACCUAUUCAGUGGAUGGCCUGUGAAAAUAAAGGUUAUUAUUAUGAAAUCCCAUCCAUUGGAGCAAUAAGAAUCAAUACUCAGGAAUAUUUGGAUGUUCUAGGAAGACCAAUGGUUUUAGCAGGAGACAAAGCUAAGCAAGUUCAAUGGACAAAUGUGUACCUGGAUGCAUUGGAACUGGGACUUGUCAUUACUGGAACUCUUCCGGUCUUCAAUAUUACUGGCCAAGUUGAAAAUAAGACAAAGAACCAGCUAAUCCUUGGUGUGAUGGGAGUUGAUGUAUCAUUAGAAGAUAUUAAAAGACUGACACCACGUUUUACACUGUGCCCCAAUGGCUACUAUUUUGCAAUUGAUCCUAAUGGCUAUGUUUUAUUACAUCCAAAUCUUCAGCCAAAGAAUCCUAAAUCUCAGGAGCCAGUAACAUUGGAUUUUCUUGAUGCAGAGCUAGAGAAUGAUAUUAAGGUGGAGAUUCGCAAUAAAAUGAUAGAUGGGGAAAGUGGAGACAGAACAUUCAGAACUCUGGUUAAAUCUCAAGAUGAGAGAUAUAUUGACAAAGGAAACAGGACAUACACAUGGACUCCAGUUAAUGGCACAGAUUACAGUUUGGCCUUGGUAUUACCAACCUACAGUUUUUACUAUAUAAAAGCCAAAAUAGAAGAUACAAUAACUCAGGCCAGAUCAAAAAAGGGAAAAAUGAAGGAUUCAGAAACACUUAAACCAGAUAAUUUUGAAGAAUCUGGGUAUACCUUCAUAGCACCAAGAGAUUACUGCAGUGACCUUAAAAUAUCAGAUAAUAACACUGAAUUUCUUUUGAAUUUCAAUGAGUUUAUUGAUAGAAAAACACCAAACAACCCAUCAUGUAACACAGAUUUGAUUAACCGAGUCUUGCUGGAUGCAGGUUUUACAAAUGAACUUGUCCAAAAUUACUGGAGUAAGCAGAAAAACAUCAAGGGAGUAAAAGCACGUUUUGUUGUGACUGAUGGUGGAAUUACCAGAGUUUAUCCAAAGGAGGCUGGAGAAAAUUGGCAAGAAAACCCAGAGACAUAUGAAGACAGCUUCUAUAAAAGGAGUCUAGAUAAUGAUAACUAUGUUUUUACUGCACCCAAUUUUAACAAAAGUGGACCCAGUGCUUAUGAAUCUGGCAUUAUGGUAAGCAAAGCUGUGGAAAUAUAUAUUCAAGGAAAACUACUUAAACCCGCAGUUGUUGGAAUUAAAAUUGAUAUAAAUUCUUGGAUUGAGAACUUUACCAAAGCAUCAAUCAGGGAUCCGUGUGCUGGUCCAGUUUGUGAUUGCAAAAGAAACAGUGAUGUGAUGGAUUGUGUGAUUCUAGAUGAUGGUGGAUUUCUUUUGAUGGCAAAUCAUGAUGAAUACACUAACCAGAUUGGAAGAUUUUUUGGAGAGAUUGAUCCAAGCUUGAUGAGGCACUUAAUUAAUAUAUCAGUUUAUGCUUUUAACAAAUCCUAUGAUUAUCAAUCAGUGUGUGAGCCCGGAGCUGCACCAAAACAAGGAGCCGGGCAUCGCUCAGCCUAUGUGCCAUCAAUAGCAGAUAUAUUGCACAUUGGCUGGUGGGCUACUGCUGCUGCCUGGUCUAUUCUACAGCAGUUUCUUUUGAGUUUGACCUUUCCACGACUCCUUGAAGCAGUUGACAUAGAGGAUGAAGACUUUACAGCCUCUCUAUCCAAGCAGAGCUGCAUUACUGAACAAACCCAAUAUUUCUUCGAAAAUGAUAGUAAAACAUUCUAUGGUGUACUUGACUGUGGAAACUGUUCCAGAAUCUUUCAUGUAGAAAAACUUAUAAACACGAACUUAGUAUUCAUAAUAGUGGAAAGCAAAGGGACUUGUCCCUGCGAUACCCGACUGCUCAUACAAGCAGAGCAGACUUCUGAUGGUCCGGAUCCAUGUGAUAUGGUGAAGCAACCCAGAUACCGAAAAGGGCCUGAUGUCUGCUUUGAUAACAAUGUUCUGGAGGACUAUACUGACUGCGGUGGCGUUUGUGGAUUAAAUCCUUCCUUGUGGUCUAUCAUUGGAAUACAAUUUUUACUACUUUGGCUUUUAUCUGGCAGUAGACAGUACCAGUUAUGACCUUCUAAAACCAAAUCUGCAUAAUUAAACGUCAGAUCCUGCCAAAGUAUGAGCCCUCAACUGCAUUUAAAUAGGGUCAGUCCUGGAGUUACCUGAACACUGGGCCCAUACUUUGGCAUAAAUCUAUGAUACAGACUCAUAAAACACCCACUGGCUGCAUGUCAGGGUGUGAGAUCCUUACUGUUGUGUGAAUGCUGCAUUAUCUAUGUAAAUCAUCAAGCAAAUUUCUAUAUGUGCUCUAUUGGGAAAAUUGAGUGUUGUUGCAGUGUUGGUGAUUACAUGUAUAAGGGCUUC